Pantherophis guttatus is the source of this 1942-nucleotide messenger RNA. It is a transcript of the gene TMEM140, whose product is annotated as transmembrane protein 140. NCBI's taxonomy places the organism in Eukaryota, Metazoa, Chordata, Lepidosauria, Squamata, Colubridae. The record is from RefSeq and is a predicted model, not a curated record.
UCUGCUUUGUCACCGAGCUUUCGCGCUCUAACGACGUAUUUCUCACAAUUACAACAUUCAUAAUUCUGUGAGCUUUACAGAGGCGUGCCUAAACUGCGACGUGAUUAUUUAAAAAGCAGAGAAACACAAGAAAAUGUCAAACAGUACUUUCUGAAAGAUGACUGGAUUCCCGUGAGGGGAGGGGGGGGGAAAUGCAAGAAAACAACCACGAGACAACACACACACACACACACACCUCUGGUAGGAAAGCACCCGAUUGCGGAGAAACGAACACAAACGAAACCGAAAGGGAAAUCGGCUGACUUUAGCACGUGAUCCGAAAAGUAAAAACAGACCGAGCAGUAAACAAGACUGAAAGUGAGAGAGCCUGAGCUCUAAGCAGGAUCCCUUCCAGCAGUGGGACUUGAAUGCCUGUGGAUUCGCCGGUAUUCAGGUGAAAAAUGCAGCUGAAGAUCCAAAAAACCAUUGUUGAAUUCAUUAAAGGGUUAAGAGAGACAACCUACAGUUCCUGCCUCUUGUACCUGAGUCAUUUCUCCCUUGCUAUUGGUUAUAAUGCUUUGCUAUUAUAUGCCCUUGUCUUGGAAGCUGGGAAUAUCGUCAAUCUUCCCACCAAAAGAAUUGGCUUCUACAAUUUCUGUUUGUGGAAUCAGAAAGGAGAACUGGAUUGCCUUAUGAUCGAAGAAAUAGAGAAACUGGGAAUCAGCAAGGUUGCACUGGUGCUAUCAAGACUCUGUGUAUAUAUCAGCCCGGUUUUGUGUCUCUUCAGUGCCAGUACAAUCAUGCAGCAGGCCCUGUGUUUCAGAGACAGAGAUGGGUGGAAACUGGCUCAGAUUCUUCUGUCCGUUAGCAGUGUGAGUUUGCCUGUUGGUCUCAUUUUGUUUAUCUUUCCCAGUCAGAAAUGGAUUCAAGUCUCUGAACUCAGUGAGGGAUUUGCAGCCCUAUGUGGAGCUUACGUUUUACUUCUCCACCACCUGCUCAUAAUUACCUUGCAAAGUACAGACACUCUUCAUAAGAGACCUCUCACUGCUGCCAAGAGCCUUCCAUGAGUUUUUGUUCAAUUGACACACUGAACUGCAAAAUAGACUACAAGAAUUUGUCAUGCAACACCAUCCUCUGUUUAUUUAUGGUUCAGUGAACUGAGCGUGAACCCAGAAAAUUGAGUUCAAUAAAUCUUAGUUGGAUAUGGAAUAAUUUGUGUGACAAAUGUGAGGCAACAUCUGAAUCUAACACACACUGUAGUGAGUUGAGUGGCGGAGAAUGCUUUCCAACAUAAGUGAACUGGAAGGGAGGUAACACUCUUAACACAUACACUUAAUGCAUAGCUUCCCCUAUUUCAAAGGCUGGAAGAUCAACUAAAGUGCUCUCAAGAGGAACCACACCUAGAUUUAAGAAUGUACUAAGUUUGAGAAAAGGAUUAAGGUAAAAAGGAGUAAAGCAUUAAAGCUCCAUAAAAUCCUCCCACAAACUGUUUUUAGUCUUCUAUUUUUGGAGCAUAGUCCUUGCCAUACGAAGCAUGGUAUGGCCUAUAAACUCAGAGAGGGAGAGGGAGCGGGAGAGAGAGAGAGAGGGAGAGAAAGAGAGAAUUUCCAUUGCUGAAAACGAUUAUUAGUUGAAUCCUACCACAUAACUGAAGACUUAUUCAGUCUCCACAAGUAUUAUAGGUAUAUCUCUCUUAAUAUUUGGUUAUUGUGCAAAUAAUAUUUGGUUAUUGUGCAAAUAAAAUGGUGGUAAGAUUAUCUACAUACCAAUGUAUAGCCGUUAAGCCUUAAAUGGGAAAUGUUUCUUUCCCCAGGGUUCUAAUUGUAUGUGAAAAAUGCUGAGCUUUCGAUUAAAACUGAAUUAUUUGUAUUUUUAUAUUAGUAUAUGCUAAGUCCAUCUUUCUGUCAACUGACUUUCUGAUAGAAACAAAAUAAUUCGUAAAUAAAACAAUCUUAAUUAUUAA